UGCUGAGGCAUAUCCGGAAGGACCCAUUCUUAGGAUUUUUAUUAAGAUUCGCUCCGUUUAAAUAUCUUUUCUUUUCUUUUUCUUUUUUUGCUCCUUUGCUCUCAACUAAAAAAAAAAAAAAGAAACUGUACAUAAAAAAAUGAAUUUUGGACUUGAACGCAUUCAAAAUUUAUUGGAAGCCCUUGGUAGACCAGAUGAACGAACUCAAAUUGUUCAUGUAGCAGGAACGAAUGGAAAGGGAUCGGUCUGUGCUUAUAUUUCUUCCGUUCUUCGCACUUGUGGAUACACGGUUGGACGUUUCAACUCGCCUCACUUACUAGAACCUCGCGACAGUAUCAAUGUCAAUGGCCAAGCCAUUUCUCAACAAAUGUACGACGAAGCUUUUAGUUAUGUUGCACUCUUGAACAAGACAGGCGCUAUUGGUGCCUCCUCAUUCGAAUGUCUUGUAGGUGCAGCCUUUUAUGUAUUUGACAAGGCAAGAUUAGACUUUGUUGUUCUGGAAGUUGGUUUAGGUGGUUUGUUGGACGCCACAAACGCCAUUCGACACCCUGUCAUGACGGUCAUUACAGCCAUCGGCAUGGAUCAUGCUCAUAUUCUUGGUCACACCAUUGAAGAAAUAGCUACAGCCAAGGCAGGCAUCAUGAAGUCGGGCUGUCCUGUCGUCAUUGCACCGCAAGAUUCCGAAACUGUCUUGAAAACCUUAGUUGAGCAUGCCAAAACCACCGAUUCGCCCUACCAGCUUGUUCAACCAGCUCAGUUUAUUACACCGGUGUUAUGUAAGCUGGAAUUCGAUCAAUUAAAGUACACGUACGGAAUUAGGCUUUGUGGGGAUUACCAAAGAAUGAAUUCGGCCACAGCAGUUACAGCAUUGGAUUGGUUAUGUCGAUUAGGGUUGAUUCAGAUGACGCCAGAACAAUUGGCAGCGGGCAUGAAAGACACACGAUGGCCUGGAAGGCUAGAAUGGAUCACCAGUAAAGAGAAUCCAUUGAUUAUGGAAAAAUAUGGUUUGGAUAAGAUUUUAGUGGAUGGAGCACACAAUGCACCCGCAACCAUGGCUCUACGCAAAUAUAUCGAUAGCCUGAAAAAAGAAAAAGUGAUUUGGAUUAUUGCAGCCACUGCCGGGAAAGACAUUCAUGACAUGAUGGAUGGAUUGAUCGAACCCAAUGACAUUGUGUUUGCGGUAAAUUUUACCCAGCCUGCAGGCAUGCCAUGGAUUCAAAGCACAGAACCAUCAGAAAUCGCAAAAGCAAACAAAUCAAAAACUGUAGCAUGCUUGGGUUUAGAAGAAGCACUGGAAAAAGCAGCUUCAGCUUGCGGAAAUGAAGAUAUUGUCGUAUUAUGUGGCUCACUUUAUCUAGUAGCCGACCUUUACCGUAUUUUACCUCAAAAAAAUUAAUAAAAUAAUUAAAAAAACCCACAAAAAAAAAAAGAA
This is a messenger RNA of Mucor mucedo, 1432 nucleotides long. Its product is annotated as Mur ligase. Gene Ontology annotation, biological process: folic acid-containing compound biosynthetic process. Lineage: Eukaryota; Fungi; Mucoromycota; Mucoromycetes; Mucorales; Mucoraceae. Bases 140 to 1396 code for a protein of 418 amino acids. The transcript has a single exon. Gene Ontology annotation, cellular component: cytoplasm; cytosol; mitochondrion. The record is from RefSeq and is a predicted model, not a curated record. Gene Ontology annotation, molecular function: ATP binding; dihydrofolate synthase activity; tetrahydrofolylpolyglutamate synthase activity.